CUCGCUAUCAGGCCAACAUGUCAUCUUUUCUUCAAUAACCUUGGAUUCGGCAUCGAAUGUGGCUCUUGCGGCAUUGAUGACGGCAGUGAUAUGUCUUUUGGAAAGAUUACUGGCCUGCGCUCAAGCAAAACAAUGGACGCCGUGUCAGGUCCUCAGAAGUUCCCAAGCAACUCUUGCAAUGUGGCGUGCUGCUACUUUUGGGGCCACGACAUCUCUGCGAUUGAUAUAUAUGCUAAUUGCCAUGACAUUUCAUGCAGGGCUUAUACUCACCAUUGUCACAUCGCUCUCUCUGGGACAGUUUCUGAUCGAGUAUCGAGACGUUCAUGAUAAGGAUUUGCUUCCGGACGCACAUGGACAUGCAUACACCUCGCUACCUUCUGAGUCGUACGCGCUGAAAAACCCUGCACUAUCAUCGAGCGAGCAGUCAGACUCAGGUCUCGCUCCUAUGUAUCGCGAUGUACCCGCCUCUCCCGCGCCUCUCCCUUCAUCGACUCCUCAUCGUUCGAGGACAAGACCGGAAAGUAUCUUCAUACAUCCUAACGAGUCGAACAUCGCACGUGCGGAUGCUGUCGCGCUUCAGCUUGGCCUUAGCGGCGCCACAGACUUUGUCAGCAAUGCAGGUCUCGUCGCCGGUACUGCCUCGGCCGGAGUAGGGCAGUGGGAGACAGGAAAGGGCAAGGAUUUAGCGAGGGCAUUGCUGAGGCCAAAGUGAGCGCCCUGGCCGAAUGCCGAUUUGACAUCCGUGAUAUGUUCGCUGUGUUCGACCUCGCCCCUUCGUGGUUGCAGGGCAACCAGUAUACCUUCUACGUACGCUAUCCUCAUCAUUUGUCACCAAUCUGUCAUAGAAUGUAGUCUUAUUUACUCC
This is a messenger RNA of Punctularia strigosozonata HHB-11173 SS5, 865 nucleotides long. RefSeq lists its product as uncharacterized. Gene Ontology annotation, biological process: copper ion transmembrane transport. Gene Ontology annotation, cellular component: membrane. Gene Ontology annotation, molecular function: copper ion transmembrane transporter activity. The transcript has 5 exons. The record is from RefSeq and is a predicted model, not a curated record. Lineage: Eukaryota; Fungi; Basidiomycota; Agaricomycetes; Corticiales; Punctulariaceae. Bases 77 to 712 code for a protein of 211 amino acids.